AUGGUUCAAUCAUCUGUUUUAGGUUUCCCACGUAUUGGUGGCCAAAGAGAAUUAAAGAAAAUUACCGAAGCUUACUGGUCAGGUAAAGCCACUGUUGAAGAAUUGUUGGCUAAAGGUAAAGAAUUGAGAGAACACAACUGGAAGUUGCAAAAAGAUGCUGGUGUUGAUAUCAUCCCAUCUAAUGAUUUCUCCUACUACGAUCAAGUCUUGGAUCUUUCCUUGUUGUUCAAUGCUAUCCCAACCAGAUACACCAAAUACGAUUUGGCUCCAAUUGAUGUUUUGUUUGCCAUGGGUAGAGGUUUGCAAAGAAAAGCUACUGAUGACAAACCAGCUGUUGAUGUCACUGCUUUGGAAAUGGUUAAAUGGUUCGAUUCUAACUACCAUUAUGUCAGACCAACUUUCUCCCACUCUACUGAAUUCAAAUUGAACACUGCUGCCGGUGUUAAACCAGUUGAUGAAUUCAACGAAGCUAAAGCUUUGGGUAUCCAAACCAGACCAGUUGUCUUGGGUCCAGUUUCUUACUUGUACUUAGGUAAAGCUGACAAAGACUCUCUUGACUUGGAACCAAUUUCCUUGUUGCCAAAAAUCUUACCAGUUUACAAAGAAUUGUUGCAACAAUUGAAAGCCGCUGGUGCUGAACAAGUCCAAAUUGAUGAACCAAUCUUAGUCUUGGACUUGCCAGAAGAAGUUCAAUCUAAAUUCCAAGAAGCUUACGAUGCUUUGGUUGGUGAUGAUGUUCCAGAAUUGAUCUUGACCACCUACUUCGGUGAUGUCAGACCAAACUUGAAAGCUAUUGAAAACUUGCCAGUUGCUGGUUUCCACUUUGAUUUCGUCAGAGUUCCAGAACAAUUGGACGAAGUUGCUGCUAUCUUGAAGGGUGCUCAAACUUUGUCUGCUGGUGUUGUCGAUGGUAGAAACAUUUGGAAGACCGACUUUGCUAAGGCUUCUGCUACUGUCCAAAAGGCCAUUGAAAAGGUUGGUAAAGACAAGGUUGUUGUCGCCACCUCUUCCUCUUUGUUGCACACUCCAGUUGACUUGGAAUCUGAAUCUAAAUUGGACCCAGUUAUCAAGGACUGGUUCUCUUUUGCUACCCAAAAAUUGGCUGAAGUUGUUACCAUUGCUAAGAAUGUUUCUGGUGAAGAUGUUGCCAAAGAAUUAGCUGCUAAUGCUGCUUCCAUCAAAGCUAGAGCUGAAUCUUCUAUUACUACCAACCCAAAGGUCCAAGAAAGAUUAACCACCAUCAACGAAGCCUUGGCUACCAGAAAGUCUGCUUUCCCAGAAAGAUUGGCUGCUCAAAAGGAAAAAUACAACUUGCCAUUGUUCCCAACCACCACCAUUGGUUCUUUCCCACAAACCAAAGAUAUCAGAAUCAACAGAAACAAAUUCGCUAAAGGUCAAAUUACUGCUGAAGAAUACGAAGCUUUCAUCAACAAAGAAAUUGAAACUGUUGUCAGAUUCCAAGAAGAAAUUGGUUUGGAUGUCUUGGUCCACGGUGAACCAGAAAGAAACGAUAUGGUUCAAUACUUUGGUGAACAAUUGAAUGGUUUUGCUUUCACCACCAACGGUUGGGUCCAAUCUUAUGGUUCCAGAUACGUUAGACCACCAAUUAUUGUUGGUGAUGUCGACAGACCAAAAGCUAUGACUGUUAAAGAAUCUGUCUACGCUCAAUCCAUCACCUCUAAACCAAUGAAGGGUAUGUUGACUGGUCCAGUUACUAUCUUGAGAUGGUCUUUCCCAAGAGAUGAUGUUUCUGGUAAGAUCCAAGCUUUGCAAUUAGGUUUGGCCUUGAGAGAUGAAGUUAACGACUUGGAAAAGGCUGGUAUUACUGUUAUCCAAGUUGAUGAACCUGCUAUCAGAGAAGGUUUGCCAUUGAGAGCUGGUAAAGAAAGAUCUGACUACUUGAACUGGGCUGCUCAAUCUUUCAGAGUUGCUACUUCUGGUGUUGAAAACUCUACUCAAAUCCAUUCCCAUUUCUGUUACUCUGAUUUGGAUCCAAACCAUAUCAAAGCUUUGGAUGCUGAUGUUGUUUCCAUUGAAUUCUCCAAGAAGGAUGAUCCAAACUACAUUCAAGAAUUCUCCGAAUAUCCAAACCACAUUGGUUUAGGUUUAUUCGAUAUCCACUCCCCAAGAAUUCCAUCUAAGGAAGAAUUCGUUGCUAGAAUUGAAGAAAUCUUGAAGGUCUACCCAGCUUCUAAAUUCUGGGUUAACCCAGAUUGUGGUUUGAAGACCAGAGGAUGGCCAGAAGUUAAAGAAUCUUUGACCAAUAUGGUUAAUGCUGCCAAAGACUUCAGAGCCAAAUACUAA
Molecule: messenger RNA, 2304 nt
Organism: Candida tropicalis MYA-3404
Lineage: Eukaryota; Fungi; Ascomycota; Pichiomycetes; Serinales; Debaryomycetaceae
Gene: MET6
Product: 5-methyltetrahydropteroyltriglutamate-homocysteine S-methyltransferase
Exons: 1
Coding region: 1-2304 (767 amino acids)
Molecular function (GO): 5-methyltetrahydropteroyltriglutamate-homocysteine S-methyltransferase activity; zinc ion binding
Source: RefSeq, a predicted model, not a curated record